This is a messenger RNA of Porites lobata, 7440 nucleotides long. Lineage: Eukaryota; Metazoa; Cnidaria; Anthozoa; Scleractinia; Poritidae. The record is from the annotation of a GenBank genome assembly.
AUGAUGGCGACCACGACUUCCGUGUCAAGCCUUUUGGGGUUUGUCCUUUUCGUUUCAGUGGGAAUUCUCCCAAGCAUUUCAAACCCUACAAUUGACCACGAAGUAACCUUAUGGAAGCAAGGUAAAACUAGGGAAAUUUUUUUUUCUUUGAGAACUUUUUAGUAGCUCAAAUCGGCAUAAAGGGUGGGUAACGGUAUUUUCAGUCAGUAAAGGUCGUUGAUUUCAUUUUGGGGAGAAUAUAUCCUGAAUCACGCCAAACUGAAACACAUACGGUGAAAUAUUCGUUAAUUGACCAAAAAGUAUUGCAGAUUAGGUUUUUCAACAUAAGUGAAUAAUUCGUGUUUCUGUACGAAUAAAAAAUACAUAAUCGCAACUUGAGUCACUUGCCCGGGGGGGGGGGGGUACUUUAGGAAUUUCUGGGUGGGGAUGUGCCGCUCGGACCCUGGAACCCUUAACCUAUACUAGAGCUAGUUCAGCUGAAUUUUGCUACCCUAUACUAGAGUAAACUCCCCAAAUCCCCCCUAUCUUAGAGUAGCUGUUUACCUAGUGUAGAUAAAAUCUUCAACCAACUGAUCAGUUUCCUGAAAAAUGAUACCCUAUUCUAGACCCAAACGCUCUGAUUUAUAUACCCUAUCCUAGAGUAAACUGCUUGAAAACCAUACCCUUCACAGCGGCACAUACCUAUAUAGUCCAUAUAUGGCAGUACCCCCGGGGGUCACUUGUCAGUCUAUUGAAACUGCUCUUUUUAAAUGUUGACAAAUGUCUUCCCUUUAAUCAAGUCGUAUAAACGUUCAUUUGCCCUUUUUUAAAAUUUAUCAUUGUUUAUUCAUUUAUCUAUUUAUUUAGCCAGUAAUGUUGCAUGAUCGAUGUUAAGAACCAUUCGCUUAUGGCCGGCAUAAAUGUUGACGGGUGAAAUCAGUCUGGGGUGAAAUAUUGUGUAAAAAUAUCUUUUAUCUGGGACCACCUCUUUUUGAUGCCUACGCACUUUUGUUUUGGUUUGAGUGUCGAGUCCGAGGUGAAUUUUACGGCCGGCGAUCUACACCUCUCCUGUUUGCAAAAGGAAGUGCAUUAAAAAUAGCAGAAUAUAUGUCAUUUCGACGUAACCAUUAACAUUUGCGUUUUCAGGUGAUUUAGGCGUCAACACUUAUCGUAUCCCUAUAAUCACUUCUCUCCCUGAUGGAUCCCUCAUAGCAUUAGCAGAAGGAAGAAAGCACAGUUCUGGAGAUUCGGGACCUAAAUUUCUGGCCAUAAGACGAUCUAAAGAUCAAGGAAUUACUUGGAGUAAUGCUUCCUUUCUCGAAGAUGAUGGUGAAACCCCUGAUGGAUUGAACCUUGGGACAGUGAUUGUGGAUGAGGAGGUUUAUCGUGUGUUUGUCGUUUAUUCCUUCUGUGCACACAAAUGCGUAUAUCAUACUACAUUUUUGAUUAGCAGUGAUGACUUUGGUCUGUCAUGGAGCAAGCCAUAUAACUUAUCUGAGCAGAUCGGUACUUCUCUAUUUCUUCCAGGUCCGGGAUUUGGCAUUCAGGUAUGGUGUUAUUAGAAUAAUGCUCUCAUUGUGGUUACAUUUACCUCAGAAACUGUAAUCACUAUUUUCGUUAGUGAGUGAGUGAGUCAGUCAAUCAGUACUCUGUUUUGUACCAUUUUUCCUCACAGCGAAGCCUUGUCCCAGGCUAGUCAGUCAGACAGUCUGUGAAUCACUGUCAGUAAGUUAAUCAUUCGGUAUACGUUAGUAAGUGAGUUUUUUAAUGUUUUAAAUUUUUACUUGAGUAAAAAUCGUAGAUGGGAAAUGGGAAGGGGGGAAGGGGGUUAUAUAGCAUUUUAAAAGGCCACCUUGUGAUUGCUGUGUUUGCGGCCAGUCACAGAUUGAUUAUUCCGCCUUAUUCUGUUUUGAAUGUUGUAUUUAGAAAAAGCAAGAUCCCCACAGAGGGCGACUGAUCACAUGUGGUCAUACCAUGCCCGGACAUGAUGGAGUAUACUGCAUUGUUAGUGACGGUAAGUUGGAUUGUUCAAUCCAGGGUCUAAAUAAGCUCUCUCCAGUGGGUACUAAAAAAAGUUUUACACAGGGUCGAGGCUCCGACCGAGAGGUCCAGCUUCACAUCCUUUUAUAUACCAUUUUUGACAGAAAUGGUACCCCUUUGCGUACGCCGCCGUAAAAGUUACGCGACAGUGGAAAUCCACCCUUAGCCUAGCUUCAGGUAGCUGUUACGGCAAAUCGCGGCUGGAAUUCAGUAUUAAAACUGCAUUUUGCAUAUUUGACAGAAGUUUAUUCAUCAGAGUUACAUGAGCCAUUUUUCAGCUACCGUGUGAUCAUUUCCCUUGUUUUGUUUUUGUUUCUACUCACCCUCUUACCCAGCGUCUUCGUUCCCCUUGAUCAGCGGUCGGGAAACAGCAUGCGCAGUAAGGGAUGAAGGCUCGAGGUACGAGAUUGGUUUUUACUUAUCUUGGACAUUUUUUCAGGUCCGCGCAUGCGUACGGGGCAGUUCCGGCCACGCCGCUCAGCCCUGGGUGUGACAUUAUGUGUAGAGACCUUUAAGGACGAGGACUAGAUUUAAAGUUUUUUUUUGCGUAUUCUCAACACCCCGGAAAGCUUCAUAGUACUUUUUUUCACCAGAAAAAUUAGCACGGUUGGGGUUAAUGAAGAAGGUUGAGCCCUCUCCCGAUCUCAAAAUCAUAAAACUUCUAGCAUUUGACACCUUGUUUCCGCCACUACGACUAUUCUCGCUAAAACUCGUAGUAGAAUGACGACGGCUAUCGCGUUUUCCCGCCAAAAUGACACUGGCUUACGUGCGCGCGCAAAAAAAAGGUUCUCAUCGUAGCGUCCUCCUCAUCUUUAUACAAUCCACAGACCUCUAUUUUCAUUUCAGAUCACGGUAAAAGCUGGAGGAUUGCAGGAAACAUAACCCAGCGCGGCUCAUUUGAACCUGACGAAUCACAGGUGGUGUUACAGUUCUUACAGUUUUACAGUUUUACAGUUUCCUCCUAGCACUCUUUUACUUGUACUUAUUGUAAUUAUUAAUUAUUUAUAUAAGGAUAUAGUCAACCAUCACCUCCCAACUAGGAAUGUUAAAAUAAGAUCCAAAUCUUUACCCUGAAUUUCUACUUACAUAAGGAAGCAAAUAAAUCUUCGCUAUAAGUUACUUAAGGAAGCCAAGUCAUCUCGAGAUCAAGUCAAAUGGGAAUUGUAUAAAUCCAAGAGAAAUGAAGUAAAAAAGUUGUUAGAACAAUCGGAAGCUGCUUAUUGGAAACAGGAAUUUAUGAAUUCUCAAGAUCCUAAGCAAUUUUGGAAACUAACCAACAAGGUUCUAAGGAAAAGUAAGGAUAGUACUAUUGGUCCCAUAAUAACUGACAGUAAAGAUGUAUUAACCAGUGAUCUAGAAAAAGCUUCUUACUUUAAUGAGUUCUUUGUUAAUAUCAGUGAAGAACUUACAAAGAAUUUAGAACCUCUUGAUCCAAACACCUUAACUUCUUAUGUAACAAGAGUCACUCCUACAAGAUGCGACAUAGAGUUAAAUUGGGAGCUAGUGAAGAAGAAAAUUGAAAAAACAUCAAACCCGAAUAAAGCUACUGGACCGGACCUAGUCUCACCCAAGGACCUUAAACUCCUUGGGGAAUCUUCUAUCCAUAGCCUGCUGCCAGUAUAGAUGAUGCAGUUUUUCCAACAAACUGGAAACUCUGAUAUGAGCAACUUCAGGCCCAUAUCUCUCUUAAGUAUCCCAGGAAAGAUUCUUGAAGACAUUAUAAGCAACAGCAUAGACAAUCACAUUGAAGCUCAGAACCUGCUUAGGGACAAUCAAUGGGGCUUUCGCAAGAAUCAUUCUACAGAGGGUCUCCUUCUUCAUCUUACUGACACUUGGAAGUGGGCCCUAGAUAAUAAUCUUAAAGUUGGUGUUCUGUUUAUUGACUUCAGGAAGGCCUUUGACUCGGUGAACCAUACCAUCCUAUUACAAAAGUUGAAAGCUGUUGGUAUAUCAGGAAAUUUACUAUCUUGGAUGGGAAGCUACCUGUUAAAUCGUAACCAAUUUGUUCAAGUUAAUGAAGUGAAAUCAGACACUAGCUCUAUCAAGUUUGGAGUACCACAAGGGUCAAUCUUAGGACCCAAACUGUUCUCCCUUUAUGUCAAAGACUUUCCUGAAUCUGUAACCUCGGGAGAACUUUAUAUGUUUGCUGAUGAUACUACCAUAUUUGCAUAAGUGAUAAUAUUGAUACUAUAAUUAAGGCCAUGCAAGUUAUACUAGACCAAGUUCUUAGUUGGUGUGGUGCUAACAGAUUGAUUGCUCAUGAAACUAAGUCAGAAGCCUUAUUAUUAUCUAAACAAAGAUUCAUUGGUCCAUUGUUGCCUUUGAAGUAUGGUGAAAAAUUUAUUGAAUUAAAAUCAUCAUGUAAAUGUCUAGGAGUACCUUCUUCUCCUUUAUUUUUGCGGGACUUAAAUUUCGCGAAAAUUUUCUCGGCACAUUUCGCGAGUCUUUAAUUUCGCGAUCGCGGAGAAAAAUUGUGUUUGCAGGGAAUUUAAUUUCGCGAAAUUGACGAUUAACAGGAUUAAGUGACUUUAUUUUUUCUUUUUUACAAAAAUUGUACGUUAAUCAACAAUUGAAACAAAACCAAUAUGCUGUCCCUUAGCGGCAGCCGUAUUCCUCUAAAAGUCCGUCUUACAGUAAUGAAAAAAGUCUUCUUGUUCUUCCGAGUCAUUAUCGAGUAUCGAGAGUAUCGUUACAUGUCCUUCCUAGGAGAUCUCAAUAGAACCUUCAAUCUCUUCAAAUGGAUCCUCGGGGGGAAGACUAAACGAUUCAUCUAAUAGUUGGGCGAUGCCAGCCUUUUCCCACCCUUUAGCGAGAUGACAAUUUUGAAAAUUUUUAAAACUAAACUAGUGAGCAGCACUCUGCGAACUGUUGCUGUAAAACUUGUUUAUUCUCCUACGCGUUUCGUCUAACUAUCGUAGACUUCUUCAGGGAGUUUUACAAUCAAGUACUAAACGCCUGUAUUUAAGCCAUAAUAUGACUAAAAAUAAUGAUGGUCGCAAACAUUGAAAGUUUGGCCGGAUUUACGAAAAGGAACAGGCGCAGCUGUGAAAUUUUCACGCAAGGCGUGAGAAAACUUUGGGGCCACGGUUUUAGCUAAAAUAAGUAACAAAUAAGUUUUACAGCAACAGUUCGCAGAGUGCUGCUCACUAGUUUAGUUUGAAAAAUUUUAAAAAUUUUAAGAAUUAACAUCUUAAGUUGAUAGAUGAUAGCUCCUUGUACUAACACCUUGUGUUAAAAAUUGUUUAGGACCCUUGAAAACACAAAUACAUGAUUUUCUAUGUCCAUUAAAUUUCGCGAGAUCAAAGUUCGCCGUCGUUAUUUUCGCGGGUCUUUAAGUUCGCGAAUUUUUUAAAAUCGCGAAAAUCGCGAAUUUAAGAACCCGCGAAAAUUAAGGAGAAUAAGGUAACUAUAGACAGUAAUCUUUCUUGGCAAGAACACACUAAAAGUCUGUUAAAAUCUUUUAAUAAGAAAAUAGCAGUCCUCAGAAGAAUUAAAUUCUUGCCAUCAUCCAUUCUACAGACCAUUUAUUUUAGGACUGUACUUCCAAGUGUCUUAUACGGAAUAUUAGUAUGGGGUUCCUGCUCACCUGCACCAAUGGAUGAUCUUGAGCGUGCUCAUAUACGAGCUUCUAAACUUAUUUUUAAACUUUCAAGGAAUUCGAAUGCUGAUCAAUUAAAUAAAUUGAAAGGCUGAAACAAUUUAUCAUUUUACUAUACUAAGAGACUGUUAGUAGAAGCGUAUAAAUCCUACUAUAGAUGCAAUACCAAUGUUUUAAAUGAUCUAGUAAUGUUAAAACAAUCAUCUCACUGCCUGAGGAAAUCAAUGAAUAUUGAAUUUCCAAGUCCUAAAUCGGAAAUUGGCAGGCUGACUUUUAAGCAUAGAGCUGCCAUUGCUUGGAACUCACUUCCUGAUUCGAUCAAAAAGUCUUCUAGCUUAGAAUGUUUUAAAAAAAGACUUAGAUCUAGCAAGGACUUAAUUAAUUCUAUAAGCUAUAAUAAGGAAUCUUCCAUGAUAGGAAAUAGGAAUGAGGAAUUUCUUUAUUAAUCUUAUUUAUAUUUGUAUCGUUAUUAUUAUUUAUUCUUUAACUUCUGUUGAUUUUCUAUUUAUUCACAUGUAUAUACUUUAGUUUUUUAACAAGUAGAUAGGCAGGUCCACAUCAGGACUUCAGUCUUACGUAUUCUGUAACCUGCGUUACCAAAUAAACUAUGUAUGUAUGUAUGUAUGUAUGUAUGAGUUUCAACAUGACGCUUUCGCGAGCAAAAACAUUCGCCCGGAAGAGAACGCCUGCCUGGCAGGCUAUGUUUGUUUGAACCCAUCCGCAACACAGAGAAACUACUACCAAGUUUUCAAUAUAGAAAACAUCAUUUUCUUUUUAUUUAUUACUUUUUAAUUGCAAUUUGCUGAUGCAUCACUUUCCUCCCGCAGCUUAUCGAGCUAAAUAAUGGCGUUAUUUUGAUGACCUCCCGUAACCAAGGAAACUUUCACUGCCACUGCCGCAUCAUGUCCAAGAGUUAUGAUGGCGCAGAGUCUUUUGCGCAUGCGGAUAUCUACGUCGACGAGACUCUAGAAGACCCAGUUGUAGCGGCAAGUUUACUGGGCUUGCGCACCACGGUGUACUUCUCUAAUCCAGCCAAUAAGAUGUUUCGUGUGAAUAUGACCUUGCGAUGGAGUAAAGACAAUGGUGCAUCGUGGAAUGGGGCACUUACAGUUUGGAAGGGAGCAAGCGGUUACUCGUGCCUCGCGAUUGUUCCUGGCAUGCAGGCAAACGAAACAUUUAUAGGGAUGGUGUUUGAGAAAGGUCACCUUCGCUACUAUGAAAGUAUUGUGUUUGUUAGAUUUCGAUUGGAAUGAAAGUAUGAAUGAUAUAGACGUACGUACUGAGAGAGUUUUUUUGCUAUCAGUGAAAUACAAAUAAAGAUAAUGAAAGGAGCUGGGUUACGAAAUUUAUCAAACAGUAGGAUCCACCACCAAACUGAGUGAGAAAAAACAAACAAAUAAACAAAGAAAUGAUGAUGAUGAUAAUGUGACGAUGACGGUGUAGCCUGGUCCAGGCUCCGAGAUAGUCGGCUCCGCGGGGAUUGAGAAAGGGCGAACAUGAAAAUAAAACGGGAGGAAACUGCCCCCCCCCCCUCCCCCCCACCUCCCGCCCCUUUUUGCGUCACUUUCGUGCCUUCCCCACUAUCUGAGAGCCUGGAACGGGCUAAUGACGGUGAUGUUGAUAAUGAUGCCAACGAUGAUGAUGAUUAUUCCCCGCAAAGAAAUCGAACAGAAAGCUUGUCGCUGCUUCACGUCCCUGGUCUCCUGGGUGUGUAUUGCACGUGAAUGCUACACGUCGCUGUUACAUGUCUCUGUGUGCACUGCAUGUGACUUUGUUUCCGCUUCACGUCCCUAAUCCAUGCCCCUGUGUGUGUACUGCACGUG